This is a messenger RNA of Metschnikowia bicuspidata var. bicuspidata NRRL YB-4993, 2298 nucleotides long. It is a transcript of the gene AKL1, whose product is annotated as serine/threonine protein kinase. Gene Ontology annotation, biological process: peptidyl-threonine phosphorylation; actin cortical patch assembly; protein autophosphorylation. Lineage: Eukaryota; Fungi; Ascomycota; Pichiomycetes; Serinales; Metschnikowiaceae. The coding region runs from base 1 to 2163 and encodes 720 amino acids. Gene Ontology annotation, molecular function: protein serine/threonine kinase activity; ATP binding. Gene Ontology annotation, cellular component: cytoplasm. The record is from RefSeq and is a predicted model, not a curated record. The transcript is spliced from 3 exons.
AUGCUUACUGAGGGUACCACGCUAAUUGUGGGAACACACAAUGUGAAGGUUGUCAGAUAUCUUUCUGAAGGUGGAUUCUCGAAAAUAUAUGAGGUGAUUAUGGAUCCCGCAGAAGGCGAAUCCGAGAUCGGAUGUUUGAAGCAAGUGCUUGUGCCUGACAAGAACGGUCUCAACACUCUUCGGAAGGAAGUAGAUGUCAUGAAAACCUUGAAAAACGCCAGAUCUAUUGUAAAGUACUUCGAUUCUAAUGCAGAACGUUUGGCCGACGGUUCCUAUCAGGUUUUGGUACUCAUGGAGUUGUGUCCCAAUAAAUCUUUGCUUGACUUUAUGAAUGACCGGAUCAGACAGAAGCUCUCGGAGUCAGAGAUUUUAAAGAUCAUGCUCGACAUCUCGAUCGGUGUCUAUGAAAUGCACAAAAUCAAGCUCAUUCAUAGGGACAUCAAAAUUGAAAAUGUUUUGAUCGAUGCGGAAAACUGCUUUAAGCUCUGUGACUUUGGCUCCGUUUCUUCCCCAAUUAGACCAGCUCAACAUCCGCAUGAAUUCCAAUUGUUAGGCAACGAUAUCCUUUACCAUACAACUCCUCAAUAUAGAUCGCCCGAGAUGAUUGACUUAUACCGUGGCCUUCCAAUAGAUGAGAGAUCUGACAUAUGGGCACUUGGCUGCUUUCUUUACAAGCUUUGCUACUACACGACCCCGUUUGAAGCCAACGGUGACAUAGCUAUCUUGCAUGCAUCAUUUCAAUUCCCACUGGCACCAGUAUAUUCUGGUGAUUUGAAAAAUCUCAUAAUAAUUAUGCUCCAAGAAAAUCCGUUAUAUCGUCCCAACAUCGUACAAAUCCUAAUGCUCGUGGCAAAGUUGAUGGGAACAGACUACAAUGAUCUUGAUUUGGAAGACUUUUAUGGUGCCAAAGAAUACAACUUUCAAGCACUUUAUGAAAUGCAAAGAGAAAAGCACAAUCAACUUCUUAAACAACAACAAUUUUAUCUCGAGCAGCAAGAACAACAGAAGGCUUACGAAUUGAGCAAACAGAAAAAAGGUCUUUCGAAGAGCACCCUGCGAGUGAGUAUCCUGAGGUUAUCGCGUGAAAAUUCGGCUCAUAGAAAGGAUAAUGAGACCCCGAUUUCCUCGAGUAAACCUGACCAAACCUCCAUUCCUGUGGUUGAUCAAAUCGCGGGAUCGAUCCAAAUCAAACCCGACGUGAUCAAAGACAAAGACGUGCAAUUGAUUCCAGAACAACUAACAUCAUCUAAAGAACUGAUACCUAACGAAGAAAACCUCGCUGAUAGUUCAAUCGAAAGCGUGGAUUUGGAUGUUGACUUGCCCGAGUUGGACCACAUCGCCGAACGCUACCCGUCUUUAGAGGAUAUUCACCAUAAUUUCGUUAAAUCACGCGAGCUUUCUGAACCAUCGGUAGUUGGUGCAAUGAAUAGUCGAACAGAUUUUGAACUGGUCGAAGCAUGGAAGCAAGAUGAAAAACCAAAACGUGACAAUCAAGCCGAGAAACUAGCAGACGAGAUCUUUGCAAAUAAUCAGAAUCACCUCACUAAAGAAUUUGAUCUUAGUGGGCGGUACGAAAACUUGCAUCAAGAUGUGACUAGGCCAGAGCCGAAAAGGGGUAGCUCAAAUCCAUGGGGCAAAGCUCUAGGUAGUCCAAAGCCGGGUGUUACCAUCAAAAAGUCGCAGGAUUUGGAUGCGGGGCUACAAAAGGAGAUGAGUGGCCUCAGUUUGGCAUCUAAUUUCGAAAAGGUAAAAGAUGACCUCGCCGAGUGUGAUCUUAUUGACCUUGGUGAUCUUUCGAGUAAGAUGAAUGGUUCAGUCAAGCCAGAAAUUGUUGUGAAGCAGGAAGAUGGAGAAGUGAUCGGAAAGAACCCAGCCCAUAAGAUUGUUGAAAAUUCACUCAUUGACAUGGGAUUAGAUGGUAGUGAUGGUCCCAAACCAACCUUCAGGAAGCGAUUGUCAGAUAUACCGACUCAACCAAUCAAUUUCCAGGAGCAAGUGAUCGAUUUUGCUUCAGAUGAUGAAAAUCAAAAUUCGGAAAUGAAUCGAGUAUCGAUUCGAAAUUCCUUGAAGAAGUCACGCAAGCAUAGUGAUCAUAGGCGAGGUAAGACGUACCAAUCUGACGGGAAGAAGAGGCUUUCGUUUUUUGGGGGCUCAUCGGACUAAGAGCAUGAACGAGGGGUCGAAUCAGUCGUUUCUGCAAAUACUUACGACUGCAAUACUUUAAAUAUAUUUAAUACAACCUAGCAUAUGAAAGGUACAGUCAUUUGCGCUUUAAUUACGCACCAGAACCUUGAGCCG